AUGUCCGGAGAAGAAGACUUCUACCUCUUUGAAAACAUCUCCUCCGUGGGGCCCUGGGACGGUCCCCAGUAUCACAUUGCCCCCAUGUGGGCCUUCCAUUUCCAAACCCUCUUCAUGGGCUUGGUGUUCUUUGCUGGGACCCCCCUCAACGCCAUCAUCCUCAUUGUCACCAUUAAGUAUAAGAAGCUGCGGCAGCCGCUGAACUACAUCUUGGUCAACAUCUCUUUUGCCGGACUCCUCUUCUGUGUCUUCGCCGUCUUCACCGUCUUCUUGGCCAGCUCCCAGGGCUACUUCUUCUUCGGGCGCCACGUCUGUGCCUUGGAGGCCUUUCUGGGCUCGGUGGCAGGUCUGGUCACCGGUUGGUCCUUGGCCUUCCUUGCCUUCGAACGAUACGUCGUCAUCUGCAAGCCCUUGGGGAAUUUCCGCUUCAACUCCAAACAUGCUCUGCUGGUGGUGGUGGCCACGUGGGUCAUCGGGGUCGGGGUGUCCGUCCCCCCCUUCUUUGGCUGGAGCAGGUUCAUCCCGGAAGGGCUGCAGUGUUCCUGCGGUCCCGACUGGUACACGGUGGGCACCAAGUACAAGAGCGAGUAUUACUCGUGGUUCCUCUUCGUCUUCUGCUUCAUCGUGCCCCUCAGCCUCAUCGUCUUCUCCUACCUGCGGCUCCUGGGUGCCCUCCGGGCGGUAGCCGCCCAGCAGCAGGAGUCAGCCACCACCCAGAAGGCUGAGCGAGAGGUCUCCCGCAUGGUGGUGGUGAUGGUGGGGUCCUUUUGCCUCUGCUAUGUUCCAUACGCCACCCUGGCCAUGUACAUGGUGAAUCACCCUAAGCAUGGCCUUGAUCUCCGCUUGGUCACCAUCCCUGCCUUCUUCUCCAAGAGUUCCUGCGUCUACAAUCCCAUCAUCUACUGCUUCAUGAAUAAGCAGUUCCGUGCCUGCAUCAUGCAAACUGUGUGCGGCAAACCUCUGACGGACGAGUCCGACGCGGGCAGCUCCGCUCAGAAAACGGAGGUUUCGUCGGUGUCCUCCAGCCAAGUCAGCCCGAGCUCAGGAGCCGGCGCCACGGGUUCUCCACGGAGCUGA
This is a messenger RNA of Python bivittatus (Burmese python), 1077 nucleotides long. RefSeq names its product opsin 1, short wave sensitive (gene OPN1SW). Gene Ontology annotation, cellular component: membrane. The record is from RefSeq and is a predicted model, not a curated record. Gene Ontology annotation, molecular function: G protein-coupled receptor activity. Gene Ontology annotation, biological process: G protein-coupled receptor signaling pathway; visual perception; phototransduction. NCBI's taxonomy places the organism in Eukaryota, Metazoa, Chordata, Lepidosauria, Squamata, Pythonidae.